AUGGGACUAUGCAGUGGUAACAACGAUAAGCAAGUGGAGGAGGUUAAUGAAAGGAUUUUAAAAGACGAGACUGAAGAUCCUGUAUCGGAUAAGUUAGGAUCGAUUACAGACUCGAUGUCAUCGAUUUGGAAAGACUCGUCUUCGUUGUGGUCUCACGCUUUGGAUAAUCCAGAUAAGUUUUUGACACAACUCACUGGGUCUCAAAACAAUCAUGAUAGGGAUUUGUGGGAUAACUUUGCGAUGAGUGCUUCCGAUGCCAUGGGCUCUUUGCUGGACGUCAUGGGACUACCAGGAGGUUAUGGCAACCCCAAUAGGGUGAAGUAUUUGAUGGAUGAGCCUUUCACAUCGGAUGAAGUGGUCAGACAAGGGAUCACAGGUCUUUACAACUAUAGAACUCCGACCGAGCUGCAAUUCACAGAAUGUAAUAAAGUUGGAGGACUUUCAGUGUGGAACACUAAGGGCUGGUGGAGAUGUCUUUUCCCUGAGAAGGAAGUAAGCGAGCGGCUAGCAGACCAAAAGGACAAAUUGCAGUAUGUUUUGACCAAGGAGAAAGUUGAGGGCGACAGUAAGCACAAGUUUGGGUUAUUCUUCCCUGAAUAUACUGGAUUUUUAACCUGGAAAAGCCAUAUGAACCAGUUGAUUCGAGAAAGGGCCGAUAAGGAGGUAGCUGUGAUCCAAACUGAGCCCAAGCUCUCCACACCAGAAGAUCUUAUGGUAGAUACGAGUAAAAUGAACGAUGACAGAGAUAAGAAGGUUAUUGGCACGUCUGAGUAUGUCACGUACACCUAUACUCCAGAAGGUCAGAAGGAAGUAAAGAAGACAAAGACCUUUUACGAUAAUGGCACAGUGCUUGUAAGGUCUGAGAACAAGCUAACUCCAGCCGACAGGAGCGAGCCACAAUUUGAUACAUCCGAAAAGAUCAUUUCAGUCAAGGAUGAUGAGAAAUGA
Molecule: messenger RNA, 948 nt
Organism: Torulaspora delbrueckii
Lineage: Eukaryota; Fungi; Ascomycota; Saccharomycetes; Saccharomycetales; Saccharomycetaceae
Gene: MPM1
Product: Mpm1p
Exons: 1
Coding region: 1-948 (315 amino acids)
Source: RefSeq, a predicted model, not a curated record